AUGGGUGCUGAACGGAAUGAUUCUGCCAUGGAGGCACCCCCGCGGAAGCUGGUCAACAUCGAACAUGUCCUGGAGAACGCCACUCUUGCCGAAAAGAUCUCGCUGCUAGCAGGUUCCGACUUUUGGCACUCCACACCUCUUCCACAGUACGACGUCCCGGCUGUCAAAUGCACCGAUGGGCCCAACGGCGUCCGGGGCUCCAGGUUCUUCAACCCCGUGCCGGCCCUGUGCAUACCUUGCGGAAGCGGCUUAGGAGCAACCUGGAAUCCUGAACUCAUUGAACAGGCCGGCAAACUAUUGUCCAAAGAAUGUGAAGCCAAAGGAGCUCACGUCUGGCUUGGCCCAACAGUUAACAUCAUCCGGUCACCACUGAAUGGCCGCGGCUUUGAAUCCUUCUCAGAAGACCCGCAUCUCAGCGGAAUUCUUGCGGGUUCUAUUAUCAAAGGCGUUCAGUCACGAGGAACCCUAGCCGCUCUCAAGCACUUCGUGGCGAAUGAUCAAGAAACGGAAAAGAUGUCGGUCGACGUUUGCAUAUCUGACAGAGCUCUUCGUGAGAUCUAUCUCAUGCCCUUUCAAAUCGCUCUGCGAGAUAGCAACCCAAGAGUUGUCAUGUCGUCUUACAACAAGGUUCAGGGAUUGCACGUCUCAGAAAGCCCCAAGAUUCUACAAGAUAUCUUGAGGAAAGAGUGGGGAUUUGACGGGCUCAUCAUGAGCGAUUGGUACGGGACGUACUCUUGCGAAGCCGCCUUGAAUGCCGGUGUCGACAUUGAGAUGCCUGGACCUAGCAGAUAUCGCGAGAAGGAGGCCCUUGCUGCGGUUUUCUCGGGCAAGGUUGCGCAACAUACUAUCGACGAACGCGCCAGGAAGGUCUUGGAGUUUGUCAAUGAUGCGGCUUUGGCAAGAGUUGGAAAGGAAGAGACCACUCGGGAUGUGCCCGAGGAUCGAAAUCUCAAUCGACGCCUAGCUGGCGAAAGCAUUGUGUUGUUGAAGAAUGAGGAGAACAUCUUGCCGCUGACAGCAGAACAAUGCGAUGAAGUGGCUGUGAUUGGACCCAAUGCAGAGAUCCCUGCUGCAUGUGGUGGUGGAAGUGCUAGUCUGCGGCCCUACUACACCAGCUCUGUCCUGCAGGGUAUCCGAGGGUCAUUACCAAACGCGAAGGUUCACCAUGAACCUGGCGUCUAUGGACACAUCUUGCUGCCUCCCUUCACUGCAGAACAUGUCUUCGACGACGCAGGUCUCCCUGGGGUUACCAUCGAGAUGUUUAAUGAACCGCAUAACAUGGCUAGCCGGAAGCCAUUCGAUCAUGUCACAAUACCCGACACCACGUAUCAACUCAUGGACUACAGACAUCCCGAAAAGGCGGAGACGUUUUUCAUGUCUAUGCGAGCGCAUUUCACACCCGAACACACCGGGCCUUACGAAUUCGGUCUCGCAUCAUACGGAGAAAGCAAUUUGUACAUCAACGACGAACUUGUCAUCGACAAUUCAACUGAACAGACACCAGGAGGGAUGUUCUUUGGUAAAGGAUCUGCAGAAACGCGAGCUGUCUACGAGAUGAUAGCCGGGGAGCGCUAUGUCCUGCGGGUGGAGGCGGGAAGUGCCUCGACGUCAAAGGUAACUGGUGGCUCGUUGCUAGCGAUUCCAGGUGGGGCUUGCAGACUUGGUGGGUGUCGGAAAAUCGAUCGUAAAGAAGGUAUCCGGAGAGCAGUCGAGCUGGCCAAGAGAUGCAAGUACACUGUGGUUGUGGCUGGUCUCAACGCCGAUCUGGAAAAGGAAGGCAAGGACAGAAAAAACAUGGACUUGCCCCCUCAUGUCGACAAGCUCAUUUUUGCUGUCUUGAAAGCACAGCCAGACGCCAUCAUCGUCACACAAGCAGGGAACCCCAUCCGGAUGCCCUGGAGGCACUCGGCGAAGUCAAUGAUUCACAGCUGGUACGGCGGCAACGAAGCCGGGAACGCUGUCGCAGAUGUCCUCUUCGGGCGCAUCAACCCGAGCGGGAAGCUACCUAUGACUUUCCCUGACCGUUUGGAAGACAAUCCUGCCUUCCUUAGCUUUGGUAGUGACAACGGGAAGGUGCAUUACUCCGAGGGCGUGUUCGUUGGAUACCGAUGGUAUGAGACGCGUCGUAUCACGCCUGCAUUUCCUUUCGGCCACGGACUGAGCUACACAAUUUUCGACAUUUCAGGUAUUCAAGUCAGCCCGUCCCAUGUCCAAUUCAGCAUACAAAACACCGGCAAGAGGGCGGGCGCUGAGGUUAUUCAAAUGUACAUCCGCUACGUCGCCGUCUCUCAAGAUUCAAAAUUUGCCCGGCCACGACAAGAGCUCAAGGGCUUUAAGAAAAUCUAUCUUGAGCCAGCAUAA
This is a messenger RNA of Colletotrichum siamense, 2361 nucleotides long. It is a transcript of the gene bglK, whose product is annotated as putative beta-glucosidase K. Gene Ontology annotation, molecular function: beta-glucosidase activity. The coding region runs from base 1 to 2361 and encodes 786 amino acids. Lineage: Eukaryota; Fungi; Ascomycota; Sordariomycetes; Glomerellales; Glomerellaceae. The record is from RefSeq and is a predicted model, not a curated record. Gene Ontology annotation, biological process: glucan catabolic process. The transcript is spliced from 6 exons.